This is a messenger RNA of Colletotrichum orchidophilum, 1587 nucleotides long. RefSeq names its product benzoate 4-monooxygenase cytochrome P450. Gene Ontology annotation, molecular function: oxidoreductase activity, acting on paired donors, with incorporation or reduction of molecular oxygen; iron ion binding; monooxygenase activity. The transcript has 5 exons. Bases 1 to 1587 code for a protein of 528 amino acids. The record is from RefSeq and is a predicted model, not a curated record. NCBI's taxonomy places the organism in Eukaryota, Fungi, Ascomycota, Sordariomycetes, Glomerellales, Glomerellaceae.
AUGGGUUCGAUGCCAUUCCCUCACAAUGGGACUUCGUCCUCCUGGGAAACUAUUUUGACUAGUGCCCAAUCACAUAUGGCCAGUCUUGUUUUACUGACGCCUGCUAUCAGCUGCUUUCUCUGGUUCUUUGCUUCUUGGCAAACAUCUCCGCUCAAGAAUUUUCCUGGGCCACUACUCGCAGGAUGGACCAAUGUUUGGAGGCUUUGGCAGGUGAUUACAGCGGACUAUGCGCCUCGGAUGAAGAAGCUCCAUGAGAAGCAUGGCCCAGUUGUUCGCCUCGGGCCCAAUCUUCUGGAUAUUGAUUACCCCGAGUUGGUCAAAGUCAUCUACGGUACUGAUGGCAGAUGGAAAAAGUCCGACCUCUAUAAGAACAGCAGCACCAUUAUUGACGGCAAGAUCACCUACCACAUGUUCAGCGAGACCGACAACAAAGAGCACGCAAAACUCAAGAGGCCUGUGGUGCGGCACUUCUCGGUUCCUAGCGUACUUGCCAUGGAGCCCCAUAUGGACAAGACUAUAGACGAAUUUUGCGAUCAUCUCGAACGUCGGUUCGUCGAUACUGUGAAAGUCUGCGAGUUUGGCGACUGGCUUGCUUACUUUGCAUGGGACUUUCUUGGCUUCGUCACGUUCAGUAGGAAGUUUGGCUACAUGGAUGAAGGGUGUGAUUUCGACGGCACGCUUGCGAUCGGCGACCAAGCGAUUGACUAUCUCGGCCUCUGUGGUCAGAUGCCGUGGCUGGACCACUGGCUGGACAAGAACCCAGUCUAUCCUCUUGGGCCUCCAAACCUGUCCAACGUCACCAGGAUUGCGAUCGAGAACCUGACUGCAAGACUCAAGGGGGAAGACGAGACCUUCAACCAUCAGAAACCCGACUUCCUGCAGUACUUCAUCAACUCCAAGGGGACACAUCCCGAUAUUGUGAAUGAAGGGACCAUUGUUGGCUACCUACUUCUGAAUCUGAUUGCAGGAGCUGAUACCACAGCCAUCACUAUGCGUGCGCUUUUCUACUAUUGUCUCAAGAACCCCCGUAUUUGGAAACGACUGGAAGCCGAAGUCGUCUCCAACAUCCCCGCGGACAAGCCUGUACCCUAUGCAAUCGCCCGUGGGCUUCCCUAUCUCGAAGCCGUUUGCCGAGAGACCCUACGCUACCACCCAUCCGUCGCGAUGACGAUGGAGCGAAUCGUGCCCGAGUCCGGUGUCACUCUUCCGGACGGCUCAUUCGUGAAGGGAGGCACGCUCAUCGGCAUGAACCCGUACAUCAUUGGACGCAACAAGACCGUCUAUGGCGAUGAUGCCGACGAUUUUAGGCCUGAGCGUUGGCUUCAGCAGCAAGGCGAAGACGACGAGGCCUAUAAGCUUCGAAUGCGGCAGUGGAAUGCGGCGGAUAUCGGCUUUGGUGGUGGCUCACGGAUCUGUCUCGGGCGGAACUUGAGUCUGAUGGAGAUUUACAAAGUUGUUCCCUCUCUGAUUUCCAGAUUCGAGAUUGAGUUGGUGGAUCCUAAUGAGAAAUGGUGGACGAGCUCGCGAUGGUUUUACCGGACAAAGGGUGUCAUCUGCAACUUGAAGCGCAGAGCUCCAAAGGCAUGA